Messenger RNA from Pseudo-nitzschia multistriata, 1810 nucleotides. The record is from the annotation of a GenBank genome assembly. NCBI's taxonomy places the organism in Eukaryota, Bacillariophyta, Bacillariophyceae, Bacillariales, Bacillariaceae.
CAGAAAUAUUCGUUAGUCAGACGGUCAAACAAAUCCAUUCAAUACCGUUCACAUUUUCACUGCUAUUGCUCAGACAUUUUCAUGUUGAAUAUUGUGUGAAUUCACUUACGAGCCUCACAACAACAAUACAUAAAGCGCUUUCUUUUUUCAAAAGAAAUUGCCGACGUUUAAAAUCAUUUUAUUCGAGAGAAAUCACAGCAACCAUGAAGUUUUCCAUCAAUAUCUUGACUCAAGUGUUAUGUGUGAUCGGAAGUUUGUCGCAUGCUUCUGAGGCCCAAAAACUCCGUGACGAUGUUCACUUCUUGAUGUACGAAACUGAUGGAGCUUUGGGGGGACAACACAAUUCUCCACUUCAUUUUUUCACGGAACGAAGCAAAGUAGCAAAUGUGAAGGCGACAGUCUACGGAAAUGAUCUGGAAUACCGAGGAUUCGGAGACAAAUACCAAACUCUAAGACCUAUUCUUGAGAUUGUAGACGAUGACACUCUGAUAAUUUUGGCGGAUGCUCGUGAUGUCGCCCUCAACGUACCUGAAGAUGAAGAUUUGGCAGUUGCAGCGGUUGAUCAUUUCAUCCAAAGCUUUAAAAGACUCACAGAACGUUCUCCAAACGCAGUCGUCCUUUCUGCUGAAGCUCAAUGUUGUGUUUCUGCCAUGUCCCAUGCCAGCCCCCGGGACUACUUCGAUCCUGUCACUGGAAAGCGUAAUAGACGUGCGUGUUCAUCCGGAUUAGAGGCCAAAUGUCGUUGGUCAGAAAACAGAAACAUUCACGAAUGGGUAUCUUUUAUGCAUCAGCGUAGAUUCAAAGAAACUGGUCUACAAGGCCACGGAGAUGUUUACUUGAACGCCGGUCUAAUGGCCGGAUACCCAAGGGACUUGAUCAACCUCAUGGAUAUCAUGGACAUUGCUCCUUACGAAGAUGACCAAGCCGUUCUUACGGGGCUGAUGUAUAGAUAUCCUGAAGCGAUUGUUCUGGACUACGGCCAAGAGAUGUUUGGUAAUUCCCAGUGGACGCGGGGACCUGUGGAUGGAUGUGUGUUCGAAGGUCAGGGAUCGCAUGCUCCUUUGACUCAUAUUGAUACUCACACCCAACCUUUGUUGAUUCAUACACCUGGCAAGCUUUACGCGUGUUUGGAUAUGAUCAUCGAAUCCCUUGGAGGUUCCAGUCAGCAGCGUUACCAUUCUACCCACAGAAAGCUCUUGACAGGAAGACUAUCCCUUGCCGCACAACUCGGUUUUGGUGGAGCUGGUGGAGCUGCAUCUUAUUCCGACAAGGUUGAUAAUGAAGAGAUUAAUGAAGAAGUGGAUGAAAUAGUUGAGGAAACUGAAACUGAAAUUGAAGAAUUAGGAAACUACGGAUAUGGUACCGCCAACUACGAACAAUACGGACAGUUCGGUGACUCCAAUUACGGGCAGUAUGGUGUCGCCAGUGAAGACAACUACGGGCAGUACGGUAUUGCCAGUGAUGCAAACUACGGACAAUAUGGUGUGGCUAGCGAAGCGAACUACGGACAAUAUGGUAUUGCCACCGAAGCCAACUACGGUGUCGUCAGCGAAGCUAACUAUGGAUCCGACGCUCGACGGGUGCGUCGCCGUCGGACUUCGUUAGUUAGGGGAGCAUAAUCAGGAAGGCACAUUUUGCCUCUUGUCAAAAGUCCUGUCUACAAUAAUGUGACACGGUGAAAGAAUCACCAAUCCGACUGGAAAAAAUUAUCUAGUCGGAUCAUAGAACAAGCAAUUCGCAUUAGGCUGAUUAGGCUAGAUGCUCUAUCUACCAUUGAUACUGCAUCUAUUCAUAAAUUUAUAGAUACCAU